UGUGCUGAUAGAGAAGUGGCCCUCGCUUUGAAGUUUUGACUUUGACCACAUUAUCGAAGCAGAGUAAGCAAGAAAGAGAGCCGAAGAAAAGUCUUACCUUCCUUCCUCCUUCCUCUUGCCUCUUGAAGAUAUCUUUUCUGCAUAUAAAGAGCCCACCAUUGCUCUCUUCUACCUGCAGCUCACAGCUUCAUUUUAUCAUCUUCUAUAUACACCUUUACUAAGCUACUUACCUCACUUCAUUAAUCUCUCCUUCUUUUCUUCUCACAACACAAGAGACUGCUUAUAGGGUUAGGCUAUGUGCAGCGGUUCCAAGGGUAAACUUUUCCCUGCAAAUCCCACCAUGGAAGUUGAGUCUGGCAGUCCGAAGUAUGGUAUCUUGUCCAAAUGCUCAGUGUUGCUUGAAUUGUCAGCCUCUGAUGACCUUGUUGGCUUCAAAAGUGAGAUUGAGGAGAAGGGUUUAGAUGUUGAUGAGGCAAGCUAUUGGUAUGGUAGAAGAAUUGGGUUGAAAAAGAUGGGUUUUGAAGAGAGAACGCCUCUUAUGAUUGCAGCCAUGUUUGGAAGUACUAAUGUUUUGAAGUACAUAAUUGGUACUGGGAAAGUUGAUGUCAAUAGAGCCUGUGGUUGGGAUAAGGUUACCGCCCUUCACUGUGCUGUUGCUGGCGGCUCCAAUUCUUUGGUUGAAAUUGUCAAGCUCUUGCUUGAUGCAUCUGCUGAUACUAACUGCAUCGACGCUAAUGGAAACAGACCCAGUGAUCUCUUUACCCCUUCUUUGAAGUCUCCCUGCAAUUCAAGAAGGAAGUUGGUGGAGUUGUUGCUAAAAGGUGAAAGCUUGAGUGAAGAUGAAGAAGAAAAGCUGAUCAUGAUGUCUCUGCCAGCAAAAGAAGGAACCGAGAAGAAAGAAUAUCCAAUUGAUGUGUCUCUGCCAGAUAUAAACAAUGGGAUAUAUGGUACAGAUGAGUUUAGAAUGUACUGUUUUAAGGUUAAGCCUUGCUCGAGGGCAUACUCUCAUGAUUGGACAGAGUGUCCAUUUGUCCAUCCAGGAGAGAAUGCAAGGAGGAGAGACCCAAAGAAAUACCCUUACAGUUGUGUCCCUUGCCCUGAGUUUCGCAAGGGGACAUGCCAGAAGGCUGACUCCUGUGAAUAUGCACAUGGCGUUUUUGAGUCAUGGUUGCAUCCUGCUCAAUAUCGAACCCGGCUAUGCAAGGAUGAGACUGGUUGCUCACGGAAAGUUUGUUUCUUUGCUCACAAGCCUGAGGAGUUGCGGCCUGUAUAUGCUUCCACAGGUUCAGCAAUGCCUUCACCCAAGUCUGUUUCAGUUAGUUCAAUGGACACGGCAACACUGACUCCUUUGAGUCUUGGUUCACCAUCAUUGACAUUGCCUACUGUCUCAACACCACCCAUGUCUCCCUUGGCAGUAGCCUCUUCAUCCCCCAAGAGUGGAGGGUUAUGGCAGAAUAAAGUUAACCUCAACCCACCCGCUUUGCAGCUCCCAGGAAGUAGGCUAAAGACGGCGUUAUGUGCUAGAGAUUUGGAUUUGGAGAUGGAAUUGCUUGGGCUGGAAAAUCACAUUAGCCAACUUCAGCAACAGCAAUUGAUGGAUGAGAUAUCUGGUCUAUCCUCUCCAUCUUGUUGGAGCAAGGACUUCAACAGGAUUGGAGAUUUGAAGCCUACUAACCUUGAUGAUGUUUUUGGAUCUUUCGAUCCUUCUCUGUUGUCUCCAUUGCAGGGGAUGUCAUUAAAAUCUUCAACACCGACCCAAUUGCAAUCUCCUACUGGACUUCAGAUUCGCCAAAAUAUGAAUCAAUCUCGUUCAAGCUACCCGGCUAAUCUCUCCUCCACUUCUGUGAGGAAACCUGCGUCAUAUGGGUUUGAUUCAUCUGCUGCAGUGGCUGCAGCUGUGAUGAAUUCAAGGUCUUCUGCCUUUGCUAAGCGGAGCCAUAGUUUCAUUGAUCGUGGAGCAGCAGGAACCAACCGUCUUGGCAUCACUGCAGCAGCAAAUUCUGUAUCCAUGGUGUCCUCCAAUCUUUCAGAUUGGAGCUCUCCUGAUGGAAAACUUGAUUGGGGUGUUCAAGGAGAUGAGCUGAACAAGCUCAAGAAGUCUGCUUCAUUUGGAUUUCGUAACAACAAUCACACAACAGCGGCAGACUUGACACUAUCCAAUGUCAACGAGCCUGAUGUGUCUUGGGUUAAUUCCUUGGUUAAAGACGUUCCUACUGCUGGGCUUGGUGCAGAGAAGCAAUACAAUCUCAGUAAAGGAGUCCAUGAAUCGCUUCCACCAUGGAUGGAGCAGUUGUACAUAGAACAAGAGCAGAUAGUGGCAUAAGCAACAUCUGUGCGCUUGAAGCUUAUGUGACAAAUUCAAUACUAUUUGAAUUCAUAUUAGUAACUGAUAAUUGUAUUUAUGUUUAGAACACUUAAAUAGAACUAAAGUGCAGACCAGUGAAGACCGAAAACUCUCUGCAGGAAGUCUCUGCUCAUAUAAUUGAUAGGCCAAGUGAGGAAUUAGAAUAAAUUUUAUUAAAAGGGACAAGAGAGGUGAAAUUUUUUUAAUUAUUUAUAUUCUUAUUUCUUUUUCUCCCAAGUGAGGAGAUUGUACUUUGAAUUUCUGAGUAAAGUUUAAGAUUCAAUGCAAUAUGGAGAGAGUAUAAUUUCUCUGAUCAAACUUCUGUAAGCAAGAAAAAAGAAGAAAAAAAGGCUCUUGGGGCUUCUCCUUCAUGUUGGCUUAUAUUAACAGCUUAUAGUAAAAUGCUAUUUUUUUUUUUUUC
Hevea brasiliensis (rubber tree) is the source of this 2765-nucleotide messenger RNA. Its product is annotated as zinc finger CCCH domain-containing protein 29. The transcript has 2 exons. The record is from RefSeq and is a predicted model, not a curated record. The coding region runs from base 296 to 2323 and encodes 675 amino acids. NCBI's taxonomy places the organism in Eukaryota, Viridiplantae, Streptophyta, Magnoliopsida, Malpighiales, Euphorbiaceae. Gene Ontology annotation, molecular function: protein binding; metal ion binding.